This is a messenger RNA of Nannospalax galili (Upper Galilee mountains blind mole rat), 3771 nucleotides long. It is a transcript of the gene Nphs1, whose product is annotated as NPHS1 adhesion molecule, nephrin. The record is from RefSeq and is a predicted model, not a curated record. Gene Ontology annotation, biological process: cell-cell adhesion. Gene Ontology annotation, cellular component: cell-cell junction. Gene Ontology annotation, molecular function: cell adhesion molecule binding. The coding region runs from base 1 to 3771 and encodes 1256 amino acids. The transcript is spliced from 29 exons. NCBI's taxonomy places the organism in Eukaryota, Metazoa, Chordata, Mammalia, Rodentia, Spalacidae.
AUGGACAUUGAGAGACUCACCAUAAGAGGUGCUGGGAUGACCCUGAUACUGAGGACCCCCACCUGGGCUCCCCUGCUGCUCAUAGGAAUGCUGACCACAGGCCUGGUCCAGUCACCAAUCCCUGCCUCAGCUCCUCGUGGCUUCUGGGCUCUGUCUGAAAACCUGACAGCAAUAGAGGGGGCGACUGUCGAGCUGCAGUGUGGGGUCAGUGCCCCUGGCAGUAUGGUCCAGUGGGCCAAGGAUGGGCUACUUCUAGGUCCCAAUCCCAGGAUCCCAGGCUUCCCCAGGUACCACCUGGAAGGAGAUCCUGUGAAAGGUGAAUUCCACCUGCACAUUGAAGCCUGUGACCUCAGCGAUGAUGCAGAAUAUGAAUGCCAGGUCGGCCGCUCGGAGAUGGGCCCUGAGCUCGUGUCUCCCAGAGUGAUCCUCUCCAUCCUGGUUCCUCCCAAGGUGCUUCAACUAAUCCCUGAGGCAGGAAGCACAGUCACCUGGGUUGCUGGGCAGGAGUAUGUGAUCACCUGUGUGUCUGGGGAUGCAAAGCCAGCACCGGACAUCACCUUUAUCCAGAGUGGAAAAACUGUAUCAGAUGUCUCCACUAACGUGAACGAGGGGUCCCAGGAGAAACUCUUCAUCAUGGAAGCCACAGCCACGGUGACGCCCCAGAGCUCGGAUAACGGGCAGUUACUCGUCUGCGAGGGGUCCAGCCCAGCUUUGGACAGCCCCAUCAAGGCUUCAGUUACCAUGAAUAUUCUCUUCCCCCCAGGACCUCCUGUCAUCAGUUGGCCAGGCCUGGAAGAGGGGCAUGUGCGAGCGGGGCAGAACCUGGAGCUGCCUUGCACCGCCCUAGGGGGAAACCCACCAGCCACACUACAGUGGCUGAAGAAUGGUGAGCCAGUGGCCAUAGCUUGGGGCACAGAACAUGCCCAGGCUGUGGCCCACAGUGUGCUGGUGAUGACUGUACGACCAGAAGACCAUGGAGCACGGCUCAGCUGUGAGUCCUACAACAGUGUGUCUGCAGAAACCCAGAAGCGAAACAUCAUACUGGAGGUCACCUUCCCCCCCAGCGCCAUUACCAUCCUGGGAUCCACAUCGCAGUCUGAGAACAAAAAUGUGACCCUCUGCUGUGUCACCAAGUCCAGUCGCCCUCGGGUCCUGCUGCGGUGGUGGCUGGGUGGGCGGCAGCUGCUGCCCACUGAUGAAACCGUCAUGGAUGGCCUACAUGGUGGCCACAUCUCCAUGUCCAAUCUGACGUUCUUGGUGCGGAGGGAAGACAAUGGCUUGUCCCUCACCUGUGAAGCUUUCAGUGAUGCUUUUAGCAAGGAGACCUUCAAGAAGUCACUUACCUUGAAUGUGAAAUAUCCUGCCCAGAGGCUGUGGAUUGAGGGACCCCCAGCGGGGCAGUACAUCCGGACUGGGACCCGGGUGAGGCUGGUGUGUCUGGCCAUUGGAGGCAACCCAGACCCCUCUCUCAUCUGGUACAAAGACUCGCGCACUGUGACGGAGCCACGGCAGCCCCAGGACCCACGGCCUGUGCAGUUGGGAAGCUUGGAGAAGUCAGGCAGCACUAUCUCCCGAGAGCUGGUGCUGAUCAUAGGUCCAUCGGACAAUCUGGCCAAGUUCUCGUGCAAGGCAGGCCAGCUCAGUGCAUCCACACAGCUGGUGGUGCAGUUUCCUCCAACCAACUUGACCAUCCUGGCCAACUCAUCGACCCUGCGCCCAGGGGAUGCCUUAAACUUGACAUGUGUCAGCAUUAGCAGCAACCCCCCAGUCAACUUGUCCUGGGACAAAGAGGGGGAGAGGCUACAAGACGUGGCUGCACCGGCCCAGAGUGCCCCAUUCAAGGGCUCUGCUGCAUCCAGGAGUGUUUUCCUUCGGGUGUCAUCCCGGGACCACGGCCAUCGUGUGACCUGUCAAGCCCACAGCGCAGAGCUCCGGGAAACCGUGAACUCUUUCUACCGCCUCAAUGUGCUGUACCCUCCAGAGUUCCUAGGGGAGCAGGUGCUGGUGGUGACCGCGGUGGAGCAGGGCGAGGCGCUGCUGCCUGUGUCCGUGUCCGCGAACCCCGCCCCCGAAGCCUUCAACUGGACCUUCCGCGGCUACCGCCUCAGCCCAGCUGGCGGCCCCAGGCAUCGCAUCCUGUCCAGCGGAGCUCUGCAGCUGUGGAACGUAACGCGCGCGGACGGUGGGCUCUAUCAGCUGCAUUGCCAGAACUCGGAGGGCACCGCGGAGGCGCUGCUGCGGCUGGACGUGCACUAUGCUCCCAGCAUCCGUGCCCUCCGGGAUCCUACUGAGGUUAACGUUGGGGGUUCUGUGGACAUAGUCUGCACUGUUGAUGCCAAUCCCAUCCUCCCGGGAAUGUUCAGCUGGGAGAGGCUGGGGGAAGAUGAGGAGGACCUGAGCCUAGAUGACUUGGAGAAGACAUCAAAGGGAUCCACUGGGCGUCUGCGGAUUCACCAGGCCACACUGGCCCAGGCUGGUGCCUACCAGUGCAUUGUGGACAACGGGGUGGCACCUGCAGCCCGAGGGCUGGUCCGUCUUGUCGUCAGAUUUGCCCCCCAGGUGGAUCAUCCCGCUCCCUUAACUAAAGUGGCUGCAGCUGGGGACAGCACCAGUUCGGCCACCCUCCACUGCCGUGCCCGGGGUGUCCCCAACAUUGACUUCACUUGGACCAAAAAUGACAUCCCUCUGGAUCUCGAGGAUCCCAGGUACACAGAGCACACCUACCACCAGGGUAGUGUUCACAGCAGCCUCCUGACUAUUGCCAACGUGUCUGCAGCCCAGGACUAUGCCCUCUUCACAUGCACAGCCACCAAUGCCCUUGGUUCGGACCACAUCAACAUUCAACUCGUCAGCAUAAGCCGCCCUGACCCUCCAUUGGGGCUGAAGGUUGUGAGCCUGACCCCCCACUCCAUAGGACUGCAGUGGAAGCCUGGUUUCGAUGGGGGCCUGCCUCAGAAGUUCCACAUCAGGUAUGAGGCCCUGGAGAUACCAGGGUUCCUCUACGUGGAUGUCCUACCACCCGAGGCCACCACCUUCACACUGACUGGGCUGCAGCCAGCUACGAGAUACAGGAUCUGGUUGCUGGCUAGCAAUGCCCUUGGGGACAGUGGAUUGGCUGACAAGGGGAUCCAGGUCUCCAUCACUACCCCAGGCCUGGACCAGACUCCUGGAGAUGUGGAUCACCAGCUGCCCACAGAGCAGCCUCCAGGACCCCCUCGGUCGCCCCUGUUGCCAGUGCUGUUCGCACUUGGAGGUCUGCUGCUGCUUUCCAAUGCCUCCUGUGUUGGUGGACUCUUAUGGCGGCGGAGACUAAGGCGCCUUGCUGAGGAAAUAUCAGAGAAGACAGAGGCAGGAUCGGAGGAGGACCGAGUGAAGAAUGAAUAUGAAGAGAGUCAGUGGACUGGGGACCGGGACACUAGAAGCUCCACGGUUAGCACAGCAGAAGUGGAGCCAUAUUACCACUCCAUGAGGGACUUCAGUCCUCGGCUGCCCCCCACCCUGGAGGAGGUGUCUUAUCCUCAAGGCUUUGCAGGUAUUGAAGAUGAGGACUUGGCCUUCCCUAGACACAUGUAUGAUGAGGUGGAGAGAGCCUAUGGCCCAUCUGGGGCCUGGAGACCCCUCUAUGAUGAAGUACAAAUGGAUCCCUAUGACUACCGCUGGUCUGAGGCCAAGUAUGAAGAUCCAAGAAGAAUCUAUGACAAAGUGGCAGCAGAUGUAGACACUGUGGAACCCAGUUCUCUACCUUUUGAGCUGAGGGGACACCUGGUGUGA